AUGGGAGCUGAUAUUCAGCCGUAUGCCUGGCUAAUAUUGUUUGCCGCGUUCAUGGGACUGUUUCUAAAUAGUUCAUUAAAUUAUUCAUCUGGUGUGAUACAUGUAGCUUUACUGCAAAAAUAUCCAGAGGAAGAUGUAACAAAUAUAGCUUGGCUAGGAUCACUGUUUUCUUGCAUGUUCGCCUUUACUGGUAUAUUGGCUAGUGUCAUUAUCAAUACAUUCAAUGUCCGGGUAUGUGUUAUGGCCAGUGGAAUAUUUACUGUAGUUGGUUUCACAAUGAGUUAUUUUGUACAAGAUUUUAAACUUCUCUUUUUAACAUAUGGCUUAAUAGGAGGAUGUGGCCAAGGUUUAUGUCAUACCGGGUGUUUGGUAUCGCUGGGAUAUUACUUCAAAGAAAAAAUAGGCAUGGUUUCCGGCAUAGCAUUAAGUGGUUGUGGACUCUGUAUGUUCGUUUUUCCACCAUUAACCCAAUUUCUUUUUGAUACUUAUGGCAUAAAUGGUGCAUUUCUUAUAUUGGGUGGAAUCGGAUUUCAGGCAACAAUGCUUGGUUCUUUGAUGACUCCAACAAAAUAUGAAAAACACACGAGUCGACGUUUAUGUCGCAAAUCUCACGACGGUAAUAAAGAUUAUCUCAUAAAAAAGAAAUCAGUUCAUCAGACAGCUGGAAGUGGCCUGGCAUUGUUUCGGUCAUUUUCUGUAUGGGGCUUGAUGAUCAGCACUUUUUGUUUUUCAAUGGCUUUAUCGACAGUGUAUCUCUUACUACCAGAGUACUUUAUACAUCAUGGAUCGUCCAAACAAGAAGCUGCCUUGGUGUUAUCUGUAUGCGGGGUAACUGGUAUAAUAUCCAGAGUAAUGGUGGGUUUUCUUUCAUCAUCUUUCGACGUAUCUGUGGUUUAUUCCACCUUGUUUGGAAUAACGGCGACGGUUACGUUAUGUCUGAAAGUAAUGACCUCUUUAGCUAGUAAAAUGACUUAUACUGCAAUGUUUGGAAUGUACGUUGGUGGUUGUUGGGUACUACAUUAUAAUCUAGUGGUUGAAUGUGUUGGACUUGAUCAACUUUCUACUUGUUAUGGUCUAGUAAUGAUGAUAGGAGGAAUUGGCUAUCUUGUUGGACCACCCAUCGCAGGUAAGGUUUAA
Messenger RNA from Lottia gigantea (owl limpet), 1137 nucleotides. RefSeq lists its product as hypothetical. The transcript has 3 exons. Gene Ontology annotation, molecular function: monocarboxylic acid transmembrane transporter activity. Lineage: Eukaryota; Metazoa; Mollusca; Gastropoda; Lottiidae. Gene Ontology annotation, biological process: monocarboxylic acid transport; transmembrane transport. The coding region runs from base 1 to 1137 and encodes 378 amino acids. The record is from RefSeq and is a predicted model, not a curated record.